Messenger RNA from Mya arenaria, 1839 nucleotides. RefSeq names its product carbohydrate sulfotransferase 1-like. The coding region runs from base 87 to 1376 and encodes 429 amino acids. Lineage: Eukaryota; Metazoa; Mollusca; Bivalvia; Myida; Myidae. Gene Ontology annotation, biological process: N-acetylglucosamine metabolic process; sulfur compound metabolic process. Gene Ontology annotation, molecular function: N-acetylglucosamine 6-O-sulfotransferase activity. The record is from RefSeq and is a predicted model, not a curated record. The transcript has 3 exons.
ACUACAGCUUAGUUUAGCGGUGUGAUAAAACAUAUAAGCCUUGUUUUUUUUAACUAUAUGGGUUUGUUUUAUCGGUGAGAGAGAACAUGACAAAAAGGAUAACAUGCGUUAUAAUUACCUGUAUAUUUGUUACCAUGUGUUUCAGCUUUUUUUACAGAGAGAGAAAUAUGAUGAGCAGAAAUAUUCUUAAACUGAAAGCAAAGCAUCGACCACUCCAAGCCAAUAGCAUGGCAUCAGCACGCAAACCAGUGUCCUUUGAACAUAAAACAUACGUUACGGAGAGGACAGGUCAACCUGACAUUAAGGUUACCCACCGAGUGUUAAGUCAAAAGAACAUAAUAUUUGUGGUGGCUUACAUGAGAUCGGGAUCAACCAUGACAGCAUCGUUUUUGGAGGCAAACCCGGGAACGUUUUACAGAUUUGAACCACUGAGAGGCGUGUAUAACAAGUUUAAGGAGACGAAGGCGAAUAAAACAACGCAGCUUAAAUACAGCAAAGGAUCGAGGACAUUUAAGAAAACGAAGAUGGCAAACGUUAUGAUGAAAGAACUACAGGCUUGGUUAACCUGUAAUCUGACUUCAUUGAGUAUGGAAACUAUUUUGGAUAGAGGAUAUACCUUACAUGAAAGAGAUAGUUGCAUAAAAGAUAAGAGAACAUAUCGGAACAAAACCAGUAUACAGUCAAGACAAGACCAAAUCAAACAAUGUGUUCGAAACCUUGUAAAAGAUUGUGUUAAAUCGCCGUCAAUAGUGUUGAAAUUUAUCCGGCUUUCCGUACAAGAUGCUGCUUAUUUUCUUCCAAGUUUUCCUAACAUGAAAAUAAUUCACUUAGUUAGAGACCCAAGGGGAAUAAUUAGUUCACGAGAUAGAGUUGGAUUCCAUUACACAAAAAAUGGGAGCAUAGCAAAUUUGUGCAAGGAUAUUCAAUCGAAUUUAUUUUGGACAAAGAAAGUGUUCCAACAGUAUAAUAAUAGAAUUAAAAUAGUUCACUACGAAGAUAUUGCAGAAAACCCAUAUCAACUUGUACAAGAAAUAUAUUCCUUUGUUGGUUAUAACUACAGUAAAGACACAGAACAUUUUGUAACAUCCGUCACAGAUUCGGCCAAAAGCUCGUGUCCGUUUUGUAUAAAACGAAAGAACUCAACAGAGACGGCUUCUGUGUGGAGACAUACUAUCCCGGAGGAUUUAGCAGAAACUAUUUAUCACCAUUGCAAACACUCAAUGGAUGUUCUUGGUUAUCUACCGCUUGAAAAUAAAUUUCAGCUCCGAAAUACAAAUAUUGCAUCAAGGAUUACGCAGAAUACAUCGAAACGAAUUCUUCAAAGUGACUUGACGAUGCCGCCACUUGAAGAGAGCUGGUUACACCAGACUCUCUAGGACAUUUAAGAUUAGAAACUAAAUGUUUUGAUUGGCCUUUACGUUUAGCUGACCGAUGGGCUAAAUGGAAUCACGGGCAUGGAUAAGGAUUAAGAUCAAUAUUGAAUGCUGGCCCUGAUCGAGUAUAGUUGGAUGUCUAUGUACACGUAGGAAUAUGGGACACUUUUUAUAAUCUAUGUAGCAAAGAGUGCAUUAAACUAUCGUCUUGAUUAAACACACGUCUACAAAUAUAAAACAUUCUGAGUUAAUAUAUAUGUAAGGGAUUCGACCAGAUUCCUCUACACUUCUUUCCACGUUGUGUUUUGUAUUCUAACUAUUACAUAAAAUCGUCAUACAUUUAGAUGAAAUCGAUUAGGUUUAUAUUGACAAUUAACUAAAUUUAAUUGUUGAAAUAAAAGACUUCAAGUUGGUUCAGCAAUGACAUGAUAAGCAAUACUUUUAAAUAUCUCUUUUCUGUCAUAUU